Molecule: messenger RNA, 3897 nt
Organism: Pygocentrus nattereri (red-bellied piranha)
Lineage: Eukaryota; Metazoa; Chordata; Actinopteri; Characiformes; Serrasalmidae
Gene: cdk16
Product: cyclin-dependent kinase 16
Exons: 18
Coding region: 485-2098 (537 amino acids)
Biological process (GO): neuron projection development; exocytosis; protein phosphorylation
Cellular component (GO): synaptic vesicle; cytoplasm; nucleus
Molecular function (GO): ATP binding; protein kinase activity
Source: RefSeq, a predicted model, not a curated record
GCCUUCUUAGGCCUGCAUAGUACUGUGGCGUUCAGCGGCGUUGUGGUAAACAUCCCGGGUUAAAAGCUAAGACUGCGCGCAAUCUCCAGAAUGUAAGAACUCGCUGUGAUAAUUGGUGCUUGAGGCCAAUAAGUGACCGAGUCGGGUCCCCACCUCUCCGGCUGGCCCGAGUGAGUGACUCCGGAUCUAUUCGCAGAAGCCCCGGACCGACUGCUCCGGAUUUGGCCAAGCGCAGAAGAACAGCUGCUGCUCUGAAGGUUUUCGUGUUUUCUGGAGCGGGCUAUAGCUGGCCAUGCUGUGCGCUGGGAGGGAUUCGGUGCGCUCCCCAAGUCACUGAGAGCCAUGGCCGAGGACUACUGGGAGCACACAGUGGCUUUGGGACAUUGCUAAGAUUACAAGGGCACGACGGGAUCUCGUCCACGGGGGCGACUGAACAGUGGCUGCCCCUCCACCCUCCUCGUCUCGGCCCCCCCUGCCCCCUCUGAUGGACCGCAUGAGGAAGAUCAAACGGCAGCUGUCCCUGACGCUGCGGGGGGGCAGCAGUGGGGAGAAGAGCCUGAACGAGACCAUCGGCUCGCAGGAUGCAGGAGCACACAGCGACUCUGAGGCCAUGCCAGGUGGGGGUAGUGCCAGUCUGCGUGGGUCAGUGAGAGGAGCGGGCGGCUCCUUCAGCAUGCAUUCACUCCUGCAGUCCUACAGCAGCGCUCUCCGCCGCCCGCGCAGCCUGGGCCGCAGCCUCAGCUCCUAUCUCAACCACACCACACGCCUGGAGAUAGUCCAUGAAGACGUGAAGAUGGGUUCUGAUGGAGAAAGCGACCAGGCUUCGGCCACCUCAUCUGACGAGGUGCACAGUCCGGUCCGGGUGCGGCUCCGGAACAACCCAGGACGCAAAAUUUCCACUGAGGACAUUAAUAAGCGGCUGUCUCUGCCGGCUGAUAUCCGGCUGCCAGACGGCUAUCUGGAGAAGUUCAGUUUGAACAGCCCGCUGUUCGACAAACCGCUGAGCAGGCGGCUCCGCAGGGUCUCUCUGUCGGAGAUCGGGUUUGGGAAGUUGGAGACCUAUGUGAAACUGGAUAAACUAGGCGAGGGCACAUAUGCCACGGUGUAUAAGGGUCGCAGUAAGCUCACUGAUAACCUGGUGGCUCUGAAAGAGAUCCGGCUGGAACACGAGGAAGGAGCUCCCUGCACUGCCAUCAGAGAGGUUUCUCUGCUGAAGGAUCUGAAACAUGCCAACAUUGUGACCCUGCAUGACAUCAUCCACACGCAGAAGUCUCUGACGCUCGUGUUUGAGUAUCUAGACAAAGACCUGAAGCAGUACCUAGAUGACUGUGGGAACUGCAUCCACAUGCACAACGUCAAGCUCUUCCUCUUCCAGCUGUUGCGAGGGCUGAACUACUGUCACAGACGCAAAGUUCUCCAUCGAGACCUCAAACCCCAAAACCUCCUCAUCAAUGACCGCGGGGAGCUCAAACUGGCCGACUUCGGUCUGGCUCGGGCCAAGUCGAUCCCCACCAAGACCUACUCUAAUGAGGUGGUCACACUCUGGUACCGCCCGCCAGAUAUCCUCUUGGGCAGCACAGACUACUCAACCCAGAUUGACAUGUGGGGGGUUGGCUGUAUUUUCUAUGAGAUGGCUACGGGACGGCCGCUGUUUCCAGGAUCUACAGUGGAGGAGGAGCUGCACUUUAUCUUCAAACUGUUAGGCACGCCUACAGAGGAAACUUGGCCUGGAAUAACCUCCAAUGAGGAAUUCAUCUCCUAUAACUAUCCCCGCUACCGUGCUGACUGUCUACACAACCACACUCCCCGGCUGGACAAUGAUGGAGUGGACCUGCUGUCCAAACUGCUGCAGUUUGAAGGAAAGAAGCGCAUUUCUGCAGAUGAAGCAAUGAGACACUCAUAUUUCCAGUGUCUGGGAGAGAGAGUUCUCACACUGCCUGACACUACGUCCAUAUUUGCACUUCAAGACAUUCAGCUGGAGAAGGAGACAGGCAUGAGGACGACCUCUCUAUCUGACUCCGAGCUUUUGCAAAGAUGCCUAAGGUUCCGGCACACCUUAGUCAACAGCAUAUCUCAGCGGCAGAGCCUGCUCUUCUGAUCAGCGCGACGGAUGAGGAGGCUGAAGACGAGUGAAAGAAGUAGAAGAGGAGGAUGAACGGAGAGACGUUUCUGUGUGAUGAUGAUGAUGAUGAUGAAGGGAUCCCUGUUUUUCAUUUCUUUGAGUCAUUACUGUCAUGUGGCAUUGUGUCUUUAGAAAAGGGGGGUCACUAGAUGUUUACAUGGGAAGAUUGAAGAUUUGUUUGUUUAUGUUUGUAUUUAUAUUUGUGUCAAACGAUUAUGCACUCCAUUUGGCCUGUAUGUGUCAGUCAUGCUCUCUCUUCCCACUACGUUGUCAUUAUGUCAGUUUUAACACUAUAAAUGCAGUGAGCACACAUGCCGUUGGUUGCUGACGUGCCGUUUGGUUCAAGUGUGGCUUUAUCGACUUGGACCGGCUUUAAAGGGGAGUUCCACUGAUUUUUCAAAAUGUCUGCAUGAAUUUAAUCAUUUAGAUGUGAACAGUCAUUCAGAGGGCUUUGAUGUGAAAUGGUUUGUUGUAAAGAAAGUUCAGGUUUCUUUAAAGUGGUGGUGAUCGGAGCCAGGGGUCAAGAUCUCUACAGUGGAAAAAAUAGCCAUUUUAUUUACUAAUUUGAAAGAAUGUGGGUUUUUUUUGGGUUUCAUUUUACCUUACAACACCUUAAAAUACCCCUUUGCCAUGAAUUGAUUUUAAAAAUAUAUGUUUUAAGCUAAAACCGUCUUAAAACUAUUGUAAAACAGAGUUUCAUUCAAGAGGCAGUGUAUUGGGUCAUUUUGUUUCAGUGAUGUAGCUUUUAGGGGAAUUAAGCUCUUCAAAUGUUUGCCUCCUAUCUCCACCAAUGUGAACAGUUCUGAUCAGGCAACAUUUUACACCAUAACACUGAAUUACCUUGUUUACAUCAGUUUACUAAUGCAGAAAUUUUGAAAAAUUGGUGGUAUUGCCCUGCAAGGGUCAGAUUUAACAAUAAGUAAAAUUGCAAUAGUUUUCGCUCCUUGCCAUAAAGACCAACGUAUGACGUGGCACAAAAUAAUCGCAGUCCCUGGGUUCAGAUUGAAUGUAGAACAGGAUUGAAAAACUGUUAAAUUUGUUUAUCAGUCUGUCAAGCCAAGUGAAUGAAGGCGCAAGAGCCUUCGUCUUAGUCUUCCUCUAGACCCUGUCUCUGUCUCUUGCUCUCUCUCUCACUCUCUCGCUCUCUCUUUCACCCAGUCCGUCCCUCACAGUCACUCCGCUUCACUUGCCCUGAUCUCCCAGCGUUAUACAACACGGCUAAAACCAACACAACACAGAAAAAAACCAACCUAGGAAAGGAUUUCACCAAAGAUUUCCCACCUAGCAGAGAUUUCCUAUGAAAUCACUUGAGCUUCCACUUCCCGAGGCUUCCCUUUGUCUUACCCACUUUUACCCACCCCUUUAGCAUUUCCUUCAGAGGUGUUUGCUACUCCUUCUCAUUCUUUUCCAAUAAGUAUUCUAAGAAGAACUGUUUAUCUUAUUUAGACUCUCAGAAAGAGGCUAAUUGUAGAUGUGUGGUCCAGGUAGCUCUAGCAGGCUGUGUUGGUGUUAGUGUGGUACCUGCUGUUUUACCUGUAGAGGGCAGUGUCUCCAUUAGGUCUGGCUCUGAGGCUUAAAGAGGGGAAUUUCACAAUUUUUUCUAAAUUUCUCAGUUGUGGAGAUGUAAUCGGAGUUAUUCAGAGUGGUUUGGUCUGAAAUGGGUCAUUUUAAAGAACCAUUGUACUGACUACUGUUCAUUGUAUUUUUACAGUGGUGGUGAUAGGAACCAGACAUCACAAUGUUUACAAUGCAUUUUAAUACAUCAUACAUCAGAA